AUGACCUUCAGUGGCCUCUUCCCCUUCGUGCUUCUUGCCCUGGGAACGCUGGCACCUUGGUCUGUGGAAGGUGCUGGAAAUGCUUUGAAAGCUGGAGCCUGCCCUCUUAGAAAACCUGCCCAGUGCCUUAGAUAUGAGAAACCCGAGUGCAACAGUGACUGGCAGUGUCUAGAGAAGAAGAAAUGUUGCCCUGAUACCUGCGGAAUCAAAUGCCUGGAUCCUGUCAACAUCUUGAACACAGUUGAGGAGAAGCCUGGGAAGUGUCCAGUGGUCCACAUGCAAUGUCUGAUGCUUAACCCCCCCAAUCGCUGUGAGACAGACGGCCAUUGCGUGGGUAAAUUAAAGUGCUGCAGGGGCACGUGUGGGAAAGUCUGCAUUUCCCCUGUGAAAGCCUGAUUCCUGCCACUUGGAAGUGGCUCUGGAUUCCUACUCUGUGUGGUCUGAGAAUUCCCUUCUACUCCCA
Eubalaena glacialis (North Atlantic right whale) is the source of this 463-nucleotide messenger RNA. It is a transcript of the gene SLPI, whose product is annotated as secretory leukocyte peptidase inhibitor. Bases 1 to 396 code for a protein of 131 amino acids. Gene Ontology annotation, cellular component: extracellular region. The record is from RefSeq and is a predicted model, not a curated record. The transcript has 4 exons. Lineage: Eukaryota; Metazoa; Chordata; Mammalia; Artiodactyla; Balaenidae. Gene Ontology annotation, molecular function: peptidase inhibitor activity. Gene Ontology annotation, biological process: innate immune response; antibacterial humoral response.